This is a messenger RNA of Coffea eugenioides, 1302 nucleotides long. Its product is annotated as replication protein A 70 kDa DNA-binding subunit D-like. The transcript has 9 exons. Gene Ontology annotation, biological process: DNA recombination; DNA repair; DNA replication. Gene Ontology annotation, cellular component: nucleus. Lineage: Eukaryota; Viridiplantae; Streptophyta; Magnoliopsida; Gentianales; Rubiaceae. The record is from RefSeq and is a predicted model, not a curated record. Gene Ontology annotation, molecular function: DNA binding. Bases 1 to 1302 code for a protein of 433 amino acids.
AUGAGCUCAAUCCUCCAAAUUUAUAAGAAAUACAAGAUAUCCAAUGCUGAAGUCAGGCCGAUCUUGCCAAAAUAUCAGACUGCUGAAAUAACUCAUCAAUGGACAAUCACUAGCAGAACUGUUAUUGAAGAGGUUUUUGAUGAUGAAGACAUGAUGCCUGUCAAGUUCAACUGUACAAAGUUUAGAGAUCUGGCACAGUACAUGGAUGAUAAGGCUAAAUCAGUUGAUGUCCUCGCAAUAGUUAUUGAAACAUUGGAGAAAAAGACAAUUACUACAAACUACAGAGAAUCUGUUGUUCAAAAGUUUGUCCUUGUGAAUGAGGAAUUGCAGACUGUUGUACUUUCUAUGUGGGAUGAUUUCAUCAAAAACGAAGGAGAACAGAUAAUUUCUGCCAUGAACAACUAUCCUGUUAUUAUUGCCCGAAGGAUAAAAGUUAACAACUACAAUGGUGUUUCUCUGUCCACAUGGUUUGAUUCUGCAAUCCUUGUUAAUCCUCCUAUUCAAGAAGCAAGGGAACUAAAGAAUUGGGCAAUGAGAAACAGCAAAGAGUUGACAGUUAUUCUGGAACAGAAAACCUAUACUAGAUACAAUCCAGAAAUUUCAUUAAAACCAGAUCAGAAAACCACCUUAAUUUGCAAUGUUAAUCCUUCCCACAAGAGUACAUGGGUCAAAGCACAGUUCACUUUCCAGUACAUAUUUCAGAAAUACUGGUAUAUGAGUUGCAAAAAAUGUUAUCGAGGUACUGCAGCAGCACAUGGAGUCAUUUUUAGCUGUAAUACUUGUAAAGAAAAACAUCCUGCUGAACCAAGGUGUCGCUUUGAUAUGGAUUUACGAGAUCAUACAGGAGUUAUCACAGCUUCUAUCUUUGGAGAACAAGCUGAACAGCUGUUGACGUUCAAUGCUCUUGAAAUAAUGGAACACUUUAAACAGAACAUUGAACUUCCACUUGAAACUGUCCACAAAGAACUUGAAUUAAAGUGGUUCUUGGUACACAUUAAGCCAGUACAAACUCAAGUUGCAGAUACAAAGCAACGAUAUACAAUCAUUUAUUAUUCUGAGGUUGUGGAUGCUGCUACUCAAGUUUCCUCUGUCAAUGAAUCAAUCGUUCCCUUUGUAUCAGUUCAUGAUCAGGAUGACUCUUCACAUAUCACAACUUCAGGUACUGUAACUGUUGAAGAAAACAAUCCAACUUCAAAGGUUCGUCUUUCACUAAAUCAAAAGUUUGAUCAGGCUGAAGAACCAGAAAAUAAUGCCUCUCAACUUGAAGGAACUAGCUGCAGCAAGAAGCCAAAACUGAACUAA